AAAUAAACUCCCCCUAUAAAUAACAAUAUCCUCAAAUUUCCGCUCGCAUAGCAGGGGCACAAAAUUGAAACGCCAUUAUUAUCUGAAAUGGCUACCUCUCUCGCUCCCAGCUUUCGCAUAUUAUGUUCAGAUACUUCUCCCUCCUCUUCUUCAGGCAAACGGUGCAAGUACGUAGGCCAGUCAGUUCGGGCACUUCCUAUACGGAUAUUAUGGGUUGGCAAAAAGAGAUCACAAGGAGCACAACUGGUUUUUGAUGAGUAUUUUGAAAAGAUCAAGCUUUAUUGCACUGUCAAUGAAGUUCAGAUACGAUCAAAUCCUAAAAAUUCACGUGAUUGGAAGGUUCAGGUUGAGGAUGAAGACAAUGCUGUCAUGAAUCUUAUCAGGCCUAAUGAUUGGGUUGUGCUGUUAGAUGAGCGUGGCCGAGAUUUGGGGUCCGAGGAGAUGGCAGACUUAUUGGGAGAUGCAGGGAAUACAGGAGCUUCGGGAUUAUCUUUUUGCAUUGGUGGACCUUAUGGCCAUGGUCAACGAUUGAGGGAACGUGCCAACUUAUGUAUAAAGUUAUCAUCCAUGGUCUUUAAUCAUCAGAUUGCUUUACUUGUUCUUGUGGAGCAGCUUUAUAGGUCAUGGACCAUUCUAAAAGGACAGAAGUACCAUCAUUAGGAUUUUUCGUUCACAGCACCACAGUAACAGAUGGGCAGGGCACUCCUUCCUUGUUUUGUGAAGCUCACCACGAAGCUACAGGUGAUUUUAUCACUGGAUCAAACAAUGCAAAGGCUGGAAAUAGUGACCUGUAGAGGGUAACAAUAGAAUUAGAUUAAAUAUGGCUGCUUACAGAUUCACUCUAUUCUUGUAUAACAGCUUUUGAAGUUCUAUCUUAUACGGUAUAAGAGUUGGAGCAGUUGAAGCUUCUCAGAAAUUUUUGAUACCGAGCCAAGCAGUUUUAGCAGCCUGUUGAGAUCACAGACAACAAUUUUAUAGAUUGUAAUUUUAGUUGUUGAUAACAUUGUGUUCAGUUUGUGCAAUCUUUUCCCAAGAAAGAAUUUGAAUUGAUGGCUGAUAGGGAGUUUAAAUCAUGAGAGAUAAUGAAUUUUUGUCAUGUUUUGAAGAUUGUGUAGAUGUUG
Messenger RNA from Cannabis sativa, 1121 nucleotides. RefSeq names its product putative RNA methyltransferase At5g10620. Gene Ontology annotation, biological process: rRNA processing. The coding region runs from base 88 to 660 and encodes 190 amino acids. NCBI's taxonomy places the organism in Eukaryota, Viridiplantae, Streptophyta, Magnoliopsida, Rosales, Cannabaceae. The record is from RefSeq and is a predicted model, not a curated record. Gene Ontology annotation, molecular function: methyltransferase activity. The transcript is spliced from 8 exons.